This is a messenger RNA of Rosa rugosa (rugosa rose), 2550 nucleotides long. RefSeq lists its product as uncharacterized. The record is from RefSeq and is a predicted model, not a curated record. Bases 1066 to 2238 code for a protein of 390 amino acids. NCBI's taxonomy places the organism in Eukaryota, Viridiplantae, Streptophyta, Magnoliopsida, Rosales, Rosaceae. The transcript has 2 exons.
UGUAGUAUAUAUGAAUCAUGAUGUAUAUAUGAGUCAUAGUAUAAAUGUCUAUAUCAUGUAUACAAUAGGUACUUGAGUGUAUAAUGUAGGUAUAGAGACUUGUAUGACAAGCUUUAUGCCAAAGGGCAACAAGCAUGGCAAUUGUGAUCAUUGCAGCCACCAUGUGGAGCUGCAGCCCUCAAUCAACCAAGAGAAGAUUGUUAUCAUUUUGAGUUUCUCUUAGAGCAUUCACAUUAGCUUUGUAUUUAUAUAUAAACCCUCCAUUGUGAGAUGAAUAAACACAAUUCAGAUUCAUUACUCUCUCUCUCUCUGUUAAUUUCCGUUUUCCUUAAACACGUUAUCAGCACGAAAUUGCUCUAGAUUUAGAAUCGAAAAUUGACAAGAAGAGGAACUUCAUCAAGCAAUCGAAGUCAUUUUUCCAACCAUACAAAAAACCUCCAAAUCCUACCACAUAUCAAAGCCCUUGAUCCAAGAAGCCCAGAACCGGUUUCAGAACUGCCAGAACCGGCCGGAAACAGCUUGAACCGGCCACCGGAAAAAUUGAACCGCUGCCGAACCGCUGUCGAAGUCCUGCCGAGCCCUGCCGAGUCCUGCCGAGAUCUGCCGAGAAGCUGCCGAGCGAGUCCUGCCGAGACCUGCCGAGAAGCUGCCGAGCGCAUCUGCCGAGACCUGCCGAGCAGCUGCGCAGAAGCUGUCGACAGCACCUGCCGAGAGCUACCGAGACCUGCCGAGCUGCUGCCGAAGACCUGCCGAGCCCCUGCCUAGCAGCUGCCGAGCUGCUGCCGAGCAGCUGUCGACAGAUCUGUCGACAGAUCUGUCGGGCAUUUUUCCGACAACUUUCCGGCGACUUUCGGGACACUUUUCCGGCGACUUCCGGGCACUUUUCCGACAACUUUCCGGCGACUUCGGGACACUUUUCCGGCGACUUUCCGGGCACUUUUCCGGCGACUUUCCGGACACUUUUCCGGCGACUUUUCGGACAAUUUUCUCGACUUUUUCCAGCGACUUUUAAGUCACCUCCGACAACCUUUUCCAGACAAAUUUUCCGGCGACACUAUUUCAAGGAUGUCGAAUGAACCUAGACUCGACUUCCCAAUGCUUGACUCAACAGGCUCGGAAUACCAUGGCUGGGUAACCGACGUUGAGAACCAUCUCACUGCGAGAGGGAUAUUGCCCAUAAUCCAGGCACCUGAUCAGGGCCUAGUGUUCCAACGAACACCCACAAAGCAUGCUCAAGCAACCAUCUUGAUGCGACGCCACAUGGAUAAAUCUCUCAGAUUAGAGUACAUGUCGCUCAAGGAUGCAAGAGAUCUAUGGGUAGCGCUAGAAGAGCGCUUUGGCAAUAUCCAAGAUUUCCUCCUCCCUGACUUGAAGGUUCAGUGGAACAAUAUACGCUUCUCCAACUUCAAGUAUGUUGCUAAAUACAAUUCAGAAGCUCUUCGCCUCAAAGCUAUGUUGAGGGUCUGUGAAAAACCUCUCACAGAAAAAGAACUAAUUGAGAAAACUCUCUCCACCUUCCCCGUCGCAGCACUUGUGAUAUCAAAGCAAUAUCGCACUGAAGUCAAUGCUGGACGAAUUACGAGGUUUAAUGAGAACAUCAAUAUUUUUUCGGUAGCUGAGAAGCACGACAACAUCCUUGUAAAGAAUUAUAAUUCAAGACCCAUUGGAACUAAGAGCGUUCGUGAGGCGAAUUAUAAUGCACCCAAGAGAGGGCGCAUGGAGUGGUACCCUAACAAUAUGGGACAAGAAGGACGAAUGAGUCCAUAUAACCGCCCCAACAAAGAAGGCAGCCGCAACUAUAGUGCGGGCACACGUGGUGGUAACUACACACGUGGGAGAGGUGGAUAUAACAACACCAUGGGCCGUAACACUGUGGGCCGUGGAGGUCGCACCAUACGCCGUGGUAGUAGCAGCAACCCUCCUAGGGAAUAUCCACAACGUGGACAACCUACACCUCAAAUGAAGGGAGGCAACCACAAUGACAGGUGUCAUCGGUGUGGAUCAAUUGAGCAUUGGUUCAAGCAAUACCAUGCAAGUACCCAACUAGCUGCAAGCUACAAGGAGUAUGGGCAAUUGAGAGAGCAAGAAACCAAUCUUGCUGAAGAUGAAGAUAUAAAUCUUGCUGAAGGUAAAGAUAUCAAUCUUGCUGAAGAUGAAGAUGGUGAAGAUAUCACUCUCACCACUGAGGACUUCAAAGCUGCAGAUAAAGAGCACGAGGAUGCCGCAGACUUUGAUUAGAAUAGUCCUUUCUAUUUUCCAAGAAUGGCAAAUGUGCCUUAGUCAAAUGACAAUUGUAUUAAAACUUUUUCUCAUGUGGCGCAUCCAAUGUAGUAUGAUGUCUAGGAAAGUAAUUGAGAUCGGGGUACUUAAGCGAGCCUCGCUCCACCAACAUCUCUCUACUUUCCUGGUCAUAUUUCAUUGGAGUUACCAAACGGAUUGAGUAACUACAAUUUGUCUAAAGUUUGAUUUUAUUAUGGAAUAGACUUUGGAAAACUUUGAUGUAAUCAUUGGCUAUUUUCCUUAUUAAUAAAGUGUCGCAUUAUUAUUCAA